Molecule: messenger RNA, 1646 nt
Organism: Amaranthus tricolor (Joseph's coat)
Lineage: Eukaryota; Viridiplantae; Streptophyta; Magnoliopsida; Caryophyllales; Amaranthaceae
Product: aluminum-activated malate transporter 2-like
Exons: 6
Coding region: 63-1520 (485 amino acids)
Biological process (GO): malate transport
Cellular component (GO): plant-type vacuole membrane
Source: RefSeq, a predicted model, not a curated record
UAUUUCAAGAUACAAUAAGAAAAGAAAAACCUUAUAAUAUAUGUACAUUUGCCAGCCACUUAAUGAUGGAACCUGCAAUUGUUAACAACGAUAGUAAAUCUACCAUUAUGGCUCGGAUGUGCUGUUGGCCUCAGGACAUGUCAAAGAGCUUAAUCGCGAAUGUUGUGACACUUUUAGGAAUGACUAAAAAACUAGCAAAGGAUGAUCCAAGAAGGGUUAUUUAUUCCUUAAAAGUGGGACUUGCUCUAACCUUGGUGUCGUUGUUUUACUAUUUCCAACCCCUUUAUAAUACCUUUGAUGAUUCUGCUACAUGGGCUAUUAUAACUGUCGUGGUUGUGUUUGAAUACACUGUUGGGGCUACUUUAGUAAAAGGAUUGAACAGAGCAAUGGGUACGUUCCUAGCAGUUGCAUUGGCAGCUGGAACAAAUCACUUGGCCAGUCUUUUUGGGAAUAUUGGUGAAGCUAUCCUAAUUGGAUUGUUUGUUUUCAUAUUUGCGACAACUUCAACGUUUAUCCGAUUUUUUCCAAAAAUAAAACGAAGAUAUGAUUAUGUGUUCUUGAUAUUCAUCUUGACGUUCAGCUUCAUUUCAGUAUUAGGGUUUCGAGAAGAGACACAUAUUAUAGAGAUAGCACAUAAGAGAAUGUCAACUGUGGCCAUUGGCAUAGUUGUUACUGUGCUCAUAAAUAUACUGAUUUAUCCGAUUUGGGCUGGACAGGAGCUUCACAAUUCAAUUGCUCUUAAUAUGGAAAAAAUUGGUCAAUGUUUACAAGGAUUUGGAGCCGUGUAUAUGAGGACAGAUGGUGAAGCUAAGUCCAAGGAUACGAGUAAAUCAUAUUUUCAAGGCUAUCAAAGUGUGCUGCAUUCCAAAAGUUCCGAGGAAACCUUGGCAAAUUUCGCGAGAUGGGAGCCACCACACGGGCAAUUCAGAUACCGUCAUCCCUGGAAUAAAUAUGUCAAAUUAGGAUUUUUGUCCAGGCAAUGUGCAUACAGGAUUGAUGCUUUAAAAGCUUAUUGUAAUUUGGAUAUUAAGUUGACGCAAAAGUUCCAAGAAGAAAUUAAAGAAGCAUGCAUUAAAAUGAGCUUGGAAUCUGGGAAUGCACUAAAAGAGCUGAGUGUUUGCGUUAGAGAAAUGAAAUAUCCAUCUUCAUUAGUUAACGCUCAUAUUUGUAGCUCAAAGGCAGAACUUGAAACCUUAAAAACACUUUUAAAAUCAAUUUCGUUAUAUAAUAAUACUAAAUCUAAUCAACAAUCAGAGGUUCUAAUACAGACGAUACCAAUGGUAACAGUAGUUUAUCUCCUCACUGACAUUGUUGAUUACACUGAGAAAAUGGCAGCAACCACUUAUGAGCUUGCAACCAUUGCUUGUUUGGGAAAGAGCAAGGUUAUGAACGCCGCCGAGGUAUCUCCAAAGAAAUCUGCUAAUAAUUUUGAUGAAACAAAUAAUCAACCUACUAAUCAGCUGAUUUUGAUUACAAUUGCUGAACAAUCAGAUAUGACGGCAAAUUCAUUAUAUAAUUAACCAGAGUCUCAUAUCUACGAUAUAGAUCAUAUAGUACAGGCUGAAUUCUUAUCUUUUCAAAUCUAUUUGACCAAUUCCACUACUAUUCUAUUGUGUUAAAUGCUAUAAAAUUCAUUAUUAAUAAAG